Molecule: messenger RNA, 3726 nt
Organism: Lytechinus pictus (painted urchin)
Lineage: Eukaryota; Metazoa; Echinodermata; Echinoidea; Temnopleuroida; Toxopneustidae
Product: WASH complex subunit 2C-like
Exons: 17
Coding region: 1-2325 (774 amino acids)
Source: RefSeq, a predicted model, not a curated record
AUGGGGAAUCUCAACCUUCGGAAGAAAACCGUUCCCCUGGAACGCUUCUCAACGUCCUCUUUCUAUUGUGAAUUCCCUUACCGUUAUCCCAACCCUGAAGAAGUCAAGCCUAGCAGGAAAGCACCUCCAGGGGGCGUGCCUCUGUUUGGUGCCGGUGUUGCCGAGGACGAGCUCUUUGGAAGCUCUUCUAAAUCGAGUCAAGACGCGCAAAGAAGUCUCGUGCGUAACCGUGGCAACUGCAAACGAGAUACCCAGAAAACCCUUUUGCUGCGCGCUUGCUCCGCGGCUAUGACCCGCAGAGGCAGUGCGCCAGAAGAUGCUAUUGCUGAAGAUAUAGGCCAAAAGGAAUCUUCUAAACAAGACGAUUCAUCCUCUGGUGGUUUGUUUGAUAGCCAGGGAGACGAUAAACUGUUCUCCGAGUCUUCAAAACCAGCUCCCAAGAAAGAAACAGGUAAGCCCAAGGCAAAGAAGCCAGUGGAUCUGUUUGGUGGAGAGAAUGACAGUGACCUCUUUGGAGAGAAUAAACCUCAGCAGCAGCCUAAGAAGAAGAAGAUUCCGGCCGGUGCUGUGAAUGUUUUUGGGAACGCUGGGCCUGUCGGAGGUCAGACGGAACCCCCUCCCCUUGACGACGGCGGGGAUGAAGGCAUGUAUGUUAACACUAUGGUGGGAGCAGCGGGAGCAGGGAGGAGCAAGCAGGCUGGGUUAGGAGGAGGAGGAGGGCUCUUUGAUAAUGUUGAUGAGGAUCUGUUCGGUGCACCACCUCCGAGGCCUGUGGAGAAGCCCACCAUUAAAGUGGAUGGCGACAAGCUGUUUGCAGAUGACGACGAUAACGACUUGUUUGCAGCGCCACCACCAUUACCGAAAGACGGUACUAAGACAAAACCUAAAAAGGCUGCUGCAAAGAAGAAUCAAGGAUUGUUUGAUGAUAUCGAAGGAGGAGGAGAAGAAGAUUUCUUUGGAGGUGAAGCCAAGCCCAAAGAACAACCUAAGAAGAAGCCGCCUGGUGGCGUAGCCCUCUUUGAAGGGGCGGAUAUAUUUGGAAGCCCCCCUAAGACAGAGGCAGAGCCUCCACAAAAGAAGCCGGAGCAGUUGUCGCCUCAAGCGAAGGCCAACCGGUCUCAGAACACCCUCAGCCUCUUCCACGAUGAGGAGGAUAAGGACGAGAAUCUCUUUGCCGCGCCCCCUGCCUUACCCCCUAAGAAAGAUCAGCUGGACCCCAAUCCAAGCAAAGAAGAACAAAUGUCAAGAAGGAGAACCAAGAGCAAGAGCAUCUUUGAUGAUGAAGCCAUCCUCUUUGGUCUCAAGAACGAGGAGAAUCCCGGGGUAGAUCUGUUCGGCUCCGACACGCCGGUCCCUCAGACAAAGGAUCAGUCAGAAACAGAUGAAAAGUCAGGAUCACCCCGCAAACGAGCUACCUCGGGGAGCACGGGGCUAUUCGGGGAGGAGGACGAGGGAGAGGAUGACCUCUUCGCCUCCACCGCCAGCAAAACCACAACCCGCUCCUCCGGCGUCAAGGCCGCCGUUGCCUCCAAGAAGGAGAAGAAGAAGAAGCAGCAACCUGCUGUGCCCGCCAAAGGAGGUCUCUUCGAUGACGACGAUGAGGACGAUCUCUUUGGGGAGUCAAAGCCAAAGAAGGAGAAGAAGAAAGAAGAGAAGAAGAAGGAGAAGAAGGAAGAGAAGGAGGAAAAGAAGGAUGCGGAGAAGAAGGUGGUCGAGGAGUCGUCUGGUGCGGUGGAUCCAUUGGGUGGCGUCGGUCUUGCAGCGCAAGAAGCCGAGACUGUUACCCCUCCAGAACCACCUAAAGAAGAUCCACCCUCGCUAGCGGCUACCAGAUCAAGCAAGAAGCCUCCUGCAGGAGCCGUCUCCAUGUUCGGAGGCCUGGAUCCAUCCAAACUCACCAAGAAAAAGAAAAAGGAAACGGAAGUCGACGACGACGACCUCGACUUCGAGAGCAAGUCCCCCACCCCUCCAAAUCCUCUUACCUCAUCUUCCUCCUCUUCUGCCUCCUACGUUACCCCUACUCCUCUCUUUGGCUCUGCGCCUCCCCCUUCGGAGGACACGCCCGACUACGCCUCUGUGAAGCCACGCUUCAAACCGGUAGCUGCGCCGAAAGGCAAGAGCACGUCUGCAGUCGGCAAACUUAAGGUGCCAUUUUCAAUGUUUAUGCCAUUCAGUCUGAUUUCGUGCCGUUGUAUGUGUGUGUUUGAGUGUGUAGCUUUAUAUUUUCAAAGAAUUUUCAUCAUAAUUUCAUUUUGCCUUGUAGAUCAAGAAAAUUCAUACCAAAUUUAUGGCAAAAUUUCCCAUAUUUUCACUAUGUCAGUUUGAAUUACUAAAAACAUUAUCACAUAUUUAGAUGCAUAUUUUGGGAAAGAAACUGCAUGUUAUGGUAUCUUUUAAGAUUUUCAAACUAUAAAUUACCACACGCAGCAUAGAGAAAUUAAGAAAUUAAAAAAAAACUAAAACAAUUAUCAUUUUGCCUAACUUGCCGGGAGUGAUUUUCUUUUUCAUUGUCAAAUUUACCUCUUAUCUUUUUUUUUUAUUUGAAUUGAAAUAUCACACUAUCAUGUGUAUAUACAACUCACCACAUUUCAGUGUGCUUUGUUGUGCCUUUAAAAAAAAAUUCUCAUUGUUCACAUUGUGUUUGUGUUCUCCGAUGAUUCCUUUUCAGAUUUUGUGUUUUGGUGGAGUGUAGUUUUUUUCAUCACUUAACCCAUUUAUUCCCUUCUCAGUCCUUUCCAUUCACUUUCAUGUCCUUCCCUGCUCAAUUGUUCUAAAUACAUGUAUAAUGUAAAGCACACCUCACCUUAAAUCACUUCUAUAUCUUUAUGAUAUUUUAGUUUUUGCAUAUCAUUUUCUGGUUCACUGAGCUCUUGAUUUUGUUAUGUCUUUUAAUAUUCAAAAUAUAAACUCAAGUUCAUGUGUGACAUGCAGACAUUUAUGUAUUAAAAAGAAUGUGUAAGAUAUAUAUUCAAUGUGAACACUGCUGUUUCCGCACCAUCACAGUAUUUUCUCAGCCAUUUAUUUAGUCAUUUUGUUCAAUAAUCCAUAUUCAAUAUGCAAUUUUAAUUGAAGCAUGCAGAAAAGUAUAUUUACUGUCUCUUUCAUUAUAUGCCAUUCUGUGUGCUUUUAGUUGAUGUUUGCUUGUGAAAAUGUAUGAAAUUUUAUAUGUAAUCUCAUUAUUCUUUAAAAAUAACAUUUAUCUGCUGAGGUGACUUUUCCAGCCUAUAUGAGGAUUAUUUUAAUAUCGUAAUAUUGAAAUGCAUUUACAAAUUUUUUGCAUUAAAAAAAGGUCUAUUUGUCCAUGUUGUGAUAUAUUUUCACAUUCUUACAUUGUGCUAGUAUGAAUUCAUAUUCUUACAUUGUGCUAGUAUGAAUUCACAAUCAUUGUUCUCUAGGAUCUGAUUAUAUUGUAAUUGUAAUUUGAUGUAUGAAGCUCAUUAAUUUUAGAUUUUUUAGGGAAUAAAAGUGACUUGCACCCUGAGUGUUGUCGCUUGUAGUAUUAGUAGGUGCUGUGAAUCGGUUCAAGGGAAUAGAGCUUUCAAAGUGAAGAGUUUUCCCAAAUGAAAAGCUCUAUGAAGUAAUUUGAUGUCAGAAAAUUUGUAUUAGAUAUACAUGUAUGCUGUUAGUCAAAUGAUGUUUAAAAUGUGAUAAUAUAGGUAUGAUGUAAGUUGAUCAUGGUAUGUUUGCAUGUAAAAGUUGUUCUAUGAAUAAACCAGUUGACUUUAA